AAAUGAUUUGCAUGUGCACGCUUGUGAACGUUUUCCACAUUUCGCGUGUUUCGCGCGGAGCAUUUGUACGGGAUGGUUCUGCAAGUGAUUUCAUGACUGAUUGUGACACCAAAUAAUCCUGAACACGUAAAGUGGACACACACGUGCAAUUGCGUUAGACAGUGUUCAAUUUGACGUACGUGAAUUCCUAAAUGGGAGAUGCCACUUGUCAUGUGGUAUUAGGCGAAUUUUCGAUGCCACUGUAAUUCUAAAAUUAUUCUAAUUGACUACAAUGUUUCGCACUCGGGGGAUUGCACGCUUGUUGUUGGAGAAGGAAGAAUUAGACGAUCGUUUGCUUACCAGUGAUCAUUCCGAAUGGUACUAUAUUGACAGGACCGCCGUAACUUCGUAUAUGCUAAAAAAAUUUCAUCAAUUCUACAUGGAUGAAGAUGUGGAAGAGUUUCUAAGCAAUUCUCUUGAAACCAGUAAUUCAUUAUGUUUACAGGUCUGUUAUGCACUUGUUACUUCGUUGUUGUCAAUGGUACUAACGAAAACAAGUAUUAAUGGUGUCCUACGUCGAGGUGGUAUGCAUCUUUUCUCCUUCAGUCAACUUCAAGAAUUUUUGGACAUUUCAGCUGAGUGGACCUUUCACGACAAAAAACUUCUGGAUUUGGGUGCUGGAGAUGGUCAGAUAACCGCUAUAAUGGCACGACUAUAUAGGACUGUUUCAGUUACAGAAGCUUCCAAGGUAAUGCAAUGGCGUUUGAAACAACGUGGAUUCAGAGUUGUUCCAGUGGAUAUCUGGCAUCAGUCUGGGACUUACCAUUUGGUUUCAGCGCUUAAUCUGCUAGAUCGUCAUUACAAUCCAUCUUUGUUAUUAGCUCAAUUACAUUCCAUAACUCUACGUUCAAAAUCUUUGCUGCUGUUGGCUGUUGUUUUACCGUUACAUCAAUACGUGGAAUUUCAUCCUACAAGUCGGACAAAUCGACCAGACAUAAAAAUCUCGAUCAAAGGCAGAACGUUCGAAGAGCAGGCAGGUUCAUUAGUAGCGGAUGUUCUGGAACCAGCAGGAUUUGAAUUGCUCAAAUGGGGCAAACUACCUUAUUUAAGCGAAGGAGAUGUUAGAAGGCCAUUUUACCAUCUUGAUGAUGCCGUAUUUCUGCUGAAACCAGUAAAUAUCAGUUCUGCUGGAAGCAGCUUCUCGAGUAUUCUUAAAAAUAAUUCGAUGUCGAAUCGCGAUUUCACUUCGCUUUAAUCACUUCUAAUUACAGUUUUAAACUCAAUAAAAUCUCUUUUAA
Messenger RNA from Loa loa (African eye worm), 1277 nucleotides. RefSeq names its product DREV methyltransferase. The transcript has 8 exons. The record is from RefSeq and is a predicted model, not a curated record. The coding region runs from base 272 to 1234 and encodes 320 amino acids. Gene Ontology annotation, molecular function: protein-L-histidine N-pros-methyltransferase activity. Lineage: Eukaryota; Metazoa; Nematoda; Chromadorea; Rhabditida; Onchocercidae.